AUGUCAGUGAUCCUCAACAGACACCUGCGGCGGAUGACAGCAGGUUUCAUGGGUAUGGCCGUAGCAAUCAUCCUCUUUGGCUGGAUCACUGGCCUGCUUGGAUGUUGCUGGGACCGAGGCCUCAUGCAGUAUGUGGCCGGCCUGCUCUUCCUCAUGGGAGGAACUUUCUGUAUCAUUUCGCUCUGCACCUCCCGUUACCCACGCUACUUGUACGGUCUCCCUGAUGACAUUGGCCACGGAUAUGGAUGGUCCAUGUUCUGUGCCUGGGGAGGUCUGGGCCUUACCCUCAUCGCUGGCUUCUUCUGCACUUUGGCCCCAUCUGUUCAGCCCAUUCCCCGAUCAACUUGCCCCAAGUCCCGGCAGGAAAAUGGCACUAUAUGCUGA
Messenger RNA from Lampris incognitus (smalleye Pacific opah), 384 nucleotides. It is a transcript of the gene tmem178bb, whose product is annotated as transmembrane protein 178Bb. Lineage: Eukaryota; Metazoa; Chordata; Actinopteri; Lampriformes; Lampridae. Gene Ontology annotation, cellular component: membrane. The record is from RefSeq and is a predicted model, not a curated record.